AUGUUCACUCCGACCUGCACCACCAUCUCAGCUCGACCUGACCGAUCAGCAGGAGCUAGUUACAAUGGCACCGGAGCAUUCGUGAUCCAGCCCGCCCCGAAGCGUGGCAAACAUUGCAUUGACCAUGAUGUUACUAAGCAUCGCAGGCGACCGAUAAACGGAUUUUUAUCUGAACUUCUUUCAAUGCCUCUCGAAGUCCUGCUAUUCGAGGCGAUUCGCGCUCAAUUGCUUUCACCUUCUGCGAAGACAGUCUGGAUGACAUCACGCAGGACUACAAACGAUCCGUCCAUCCCAGACCCGCCCAGCGACUUUAUCUCAGAGUUCCAGUGGGCAAUUCUGCUCUUCGGCGGGUCCUACUGCACUGAUUGUGGACUCCAAGGUAUUCGUAUUGUCGAUUUUGGAAUCUUAAGGCGUCUCUUGAUACCGGAAACCACGUUCAUCAAGAUCUUCCCCGAUAUUUGUCCAGCAGUGAUGCAAGGCCUGCCAUUUUCCCGAGUUGGUGGUUGGGAUCGGGGACAUUCUUCGGCAAAAAAGCGCUACUAUCAUCGCGAAGAUAUUAUGAAUGUCACACGCAAAUUCAGUUUUCUGUUAGGUAAUGACUCGAAUAGUGCUGACUCUGACACCGGCGGCGAGCCUGUGUCACAGGAGUGGGAAUUAAGGAAGACUCAAAUAUUCAACUACAUGAAUCAGAGAGUCGAGGUUUAUGAACAAUGGCAGACCAGCGUUAUUGAAAUCAACUCUAGCAAAGCUCAGAGGUUGAGAGACGCUAGAUUUACUAGCAUCAAGACCAGACUGACCGAGCUCGGAUAUCACGAGCGUGACAUUGAACAUCCUCGUGUCCGGCGUCACAAGAUGGUGAACACCCGUACUCGGCUUACCGAGCAGGCUUGGGUAAAGAUGCUCCCUACGCUCCAGCCCAUCUUGGUUGACCUCGAGCGCACACGUCGCACUCAGACUCGAUAUAUGCGCAUAUACACUUUCGACUGCUACUAUCGCUCUCUGCUGCGAGACCUCAUACCGAUGCAGUCACUCUAUAUGCCGAAUCCUCAGACUGCUCAGGCAUUCCCACUGAUUCAGGGAAUCAUCGAGCAUGACCUUGAUGAUACAAACUACUCAGGGUUGUUCGCAUCUAUCACACACGACCUGUUCGAUCAUAUGAGUCAGUGGAUGCAGAUGAGGAAACAGUCCCUUCUCCUGAUGUUGCCAGAUCAUUUGCAAUAUGACAAUGGGCCUGUUCUGCCACUGAAACUUCGAGAUACCGAGUUACAUGUCGCACAUCAGUAUGCAUCUUCCGCGACGAAUAGCGGACUGGAUGAUGCUCGAGCUGUUUUCGUGCAGGGUGAUGGUGCUUCUGGUGCAUUUAUUGGCUGCGAAGUCGCCCAGGCCUGGAAGGCGGACUCGAGCAUGCCUCUCAUAUUCUCUGGAAACGGUUGUGUGGCAGUCGAAGCCAUCAUCGACGUCCUGAACCCCGGAAACAACGGGGAUGCACAAUACCGAGUACCAGCUUUUGAGCUCGAUCGAUUGGAUAAACUCUAUGUCGUGUGUGAUCAUUGCCGGCGCCUUGACCGUUUAAAGGGCAAUGAGCAUACGUUUGCCUACUCUUGGAGGGCUAGCAUUGACCAUUUCUUGGAACCUGCGUUGAAAAAUUUGCAUCCAUACCCUUCUUGGAGCCUCGUGAAUGAAGACAAGCUACCGUCCCACGUCACCGGACCUCGGAGCAGCCGUGAACAUCCGGGUGCCUUUGAUUUAUGUUGGAGUUGCAACCAGUGUUCUCAGUAUGUGAACGACUAUCCGUUUGGCGCUACUCGGGCUGUAGUGGCCGAUCAUGUUGCUUCGAUUCACGGAGUGCCUUGCCAAGAUAUAAGAGACAAUGAUGACCUCUUCUACCGGCCGCAGAUCGGCAAACAGAGGCCCCGUCUUAGACCAUUCGCCAUUCCUCUGAAUGAGUAA
This is a messenger RNA of Stereum hirsutum FP-91666 SS1, 1950 nucleotides long. RefSeq lists its product as uncharacterized. The record is from RefSeq and is a predicted model, not a curated record. The transcript is spliced from 10 exons. NCBI's taxonomy places the organism in Eukaryota, Fungi, Basidiomycota, Agaricomycetes, Russulales, Stereaceae. Bases 1 to 1950 code for a protein of 649 amino acids.